GAAAAUGCCAGACCUAUAGAUAAGAUUGCUGGACUUGAGUUCGAGAGGACCGAGCUUUUAAAGCAGGUUUCGGAAGAGGGAACCAAGCGCGAAGCUGAAAAUGCCAAACUCAGGAGUAGGAUCGAGGAGUUAGAGAGGGAUAGGUCAGAUAUUGUUGCUGAAAAUGAAAGAAGUAAUGAUGCAGUUGUUGAGAUUAAAACUGAAGUAGUAAAAAUAAGAAACGAAAAUGAAGAUAUCCUAAAUUUGGUAUAA
Messenger RNA from Acaulospora morrowiae, 252 nucleotides. Lineage: Eukaryota; Fungi; Glomeromycota; Glomeromycetes; Diversisporales; Acaulosporaceae. The record is from the annotation of a GenBank genome assembly.